Messenger RNA from Sphaerodactylus townsendi, 687 nucleotides. RefSeq lists its product as uncharacterized. The transcript has a single exon. Bases 1 to 687 code for a protein of 228 amino acids. NCBI's taxonomy places the organism in Eukaryota, Metazoa, Chordata, Lepidosauria, Squamata, Sphaerodactylidae. The record is from RefSeq and is a predicted model, not a curated record.
AUGGGGCAUUCCCCUCAUUUCAGUGAAAAUAGACUCAGUGAAAAUGGACUUCAACUGAACAUACCCAGAACAGAGUAUCUACAAUGUGGCUCUCAAACGAGAACAACAAUUCAAAUUAACGGACAAACACUGAAGAAGGCCACCCAGUUUAAAUACCUAGGGUCCCUGGUCUCCAUGGAUGGCGACACAAUGCCAGACAUAUGGUCACGAAUAAAUUCAGCAUGGUUGAAAUGGCGGCAAACUACUGGCAUUCUAUGUGACUCUAAAAUGCCUGAAAAACUCAAGGCUAAGAUCUAUACUACAGUUGUUCGUCCAGUAGCCCUCUAUGGGGCAGAGUGCUGGCCAGCAACAAAGAAACACAAACAAGCCCUUAACACAAUAGAAAUGAAAAUGUUGAGAUGGACACUUGGCCUGACACUUCUUGACCAUGUGCCAAAUGAUGACAUCCGUCAAAGACUAGGAAUACAAGCAAUUAGCAAGAAAAUGCAGGAAGCCAGACUAUGGUGGUAUGGCCAUGUCAUGAGAAGAGAACCAACAUCAGUGCUUCAAAGAGAACUACAUUUGGAGACAGCAGGACAACGACCAUGUGGACGGCCAAAGAAAAGGUGGAUGGACACCAUCAACGAAGACAAGCGUGCUACCAACCUGAGCCCUGCGGAUGCACCAAACAGAGACUUGUGGAAAUGA